Hippoglossus stenolepis (Pacific halibut) is the source of this 489-nucleotide messenger RNA. Its product is annotated as phosphatidylglycerol--prolipoprotein diacylglyceryl transferase-like. The transcript has a single exon. The record is from RefSeq and is a predicted model, not a curated record. NCBI's taxonomy places the organism in Eukaryota, Metazoa, Chordata, Actinopteri, Pleuronectiformes, Pleuronectidae. The coding region runs from base 4 to 345 and encodes 113 amino acids.
CAGAUGCCACAGAGCCAGAUGCACCGGAUGCCACAGAGCCCAGAUGCCGCAGAGCCAGAUGCCACAGAGCCAGAUGCCACAGAGCCAGAUGCACCGGAUGCCACAGAGCCAGAUGCAGCACAGCCAGAUGCCACAGAGCCAGAUGCACCGGAUGCCACAGAUCCAGAUGCCACAGAGCCAGAUGCACCGGAUGCCACAGAUCCAGAUGCCACAGAGCCAGAUGCACCGGAUGCCACCGAGCCAGAUGCCACCGAGCCAGAUGCCACCGAGCCAGACGCAGCAGAGCCAGAGGCAACCACAGAAGCAGCCAGAACGAUCAACGAUUAUCCCUCGUCCCAUCAAUAAUCCACCGCCUCAGCCAGUCCUGAGCUCUAUGAACUUUCUUCAGUCCCAGGCGCCUUCCAGCAGCCAGGGUCCAGCAAAGAAGCCAGUGUCCAAGGGUCUGCCAGCGCCGGCUAUGAUGUACGACUAUGCAGCGGCCUCACCGAG